AGCGGGAGGGGGCGGCGGCGGCGGCGGCGGCGGCGGGAGGGAUGCGGACGGGGGAAGAUGGCGGCCUCGUCGAACAACCCGCGGAAAUUCAGCGAGAAGAUCGCGCUGCACAACCAGAAGCAGGCCGAGGAGACGGCGGCCUUCGAGGAGGUCAUGAAGGACCUCAGCCUCACGCGCGCCCACCGGCUACAGCUACAGAAAAACCAGUAUUUGCAGUUGGGCCAGACCCGUGGCCAGUACUAUGGAGGAUCCCUGCCAAAUGUCAAUCAGAUUGGGAGCAGCGCUAUGGACCUACCUUUCCAGACUCCGUUUCAGUCAUCAGGAUUGGACACCAGCAGGACGACCCGGCACCAUGGGCUGGUGGACAGGGUGUAUCGCGACCGGAACCGCCUUGGCUCGCCCCACCGGCGCCCGCUGUCCGUGGAUAAGCACGGCAGGCAGGUGGACAGCUGUCCGUAUGGUACCGUCUACCUGUCGCCUCCUUCAGACACAAGCUGGAGGAGGACCAAUUCAGAUUCUGCCCUGCACCAGAGUACGAUGACUCCCACUCAGGCGGAGCCUUUCUUAGCUGGGUCACAGGACAUGCAGCAAAAAAGAGUCUUACUGUUGGCCGUCCCAGGCAUGGAGGAAGACACAGCGGAUACAGAGAAGAACCUCUCGAAGCAAGGGUGGGAAGCUAAGAAGACCGGAUCCUCAAGGCCCAAAUCCUGUGAGGUCCCAGGAAUCAACAUCUUUCCGUCAGCUGACCAGGAAAACACUACCACACUUAUCCCCGCCACUCACAACACGGGUGGUUCCCUGCCGGACCUGACAAACAUCCACUUCCCCUCUCCUCUCCCGACGCCGCUGGACCCAGAAGAAUCCCCUUUCCCGUCCCUCAGCAGUUCCAACAGCACCGGGAACCUUGCGGCCAACUUGACGCAUAUGGGCAUCAGCACAGCCAAUCAGGGGAUGACGACGACGCAGGCCUCUUCCCAGCAGCACCGACAGCCACCCACCGGCUCCCUUUCGCUGAACGCAGACUCCAGGAGAAACCAGCCCCAGCAGGUCUCCCCCACGCUCUCGCCUCUGUCGCCAAUCACUCAGGCCGUGGCAAUGGACGCCCUCUCCCUGGAGCAGCAGCUCCCGCCCUACCCCUUCUUUACCCAGACGAGCGCCCAGCAGCAGCAGCAACAGCAGACCCAGGUCGCCAGCGCUCUCCCGCCCAAUGCCUCCCUGAUGCAGACGUCCGGCCUGCAGCGAGGGGUGCAGCUGCCCCCGCUCUCCGUCACCGUCCCUUCCACAAUCCCACAGUCUCCGCCGGGAAGCCAGACCCAGACCUCCAUGGGGAUAGACAUCAGUUCGGGUUCACUCCAGCAGUACCGCAACAAUGCUGGCUCCCCGGCCAACCAGUCUCCCACCUCUCCUGUCUCCAAUCAAGCUUUCUCUCCUGGCAGCUCCCCUCAACAAACAUCUAUCCUGGGGAGCGUCUUCGGGGAUUCCUGUUACGACCAGCAGAUGACGGCCAGGCAGGCAAACGCUUUAUCUCAUCAGGAUUCCUUCCUCCAGCUUGAGCAGUUCAACAUGAUUGAGAACGCCAUCAGCUCCAACAGCCUCUACAGCCCCUGCUCCACCCUCAAUUACUCCCAGGCGGCCAUGAUGGGCCUCACCGGAAGCCACGGGAGCCUCCAGGACGCCCAGCAGCUCAGCUACGCCAGCCACGGGAACAUCCCCAACAUCAUCCUCACAGUGACCGGGGAGUCCCCUCCCAGCCUGUCGAAGGACCUGACCAGCUCUCUGGCCGGCGUGGGGGAUGUCAGCUUCGACUCUGAUUCCCAGUUCCCCCUGGACGAACUCAAAAUCGACCCCCUGACCUUGGACGGGCUGCACAUGCUCAACGACCCCGACAUGGUCCUCGCUGACCCCGCCACAGAGGACACUUUCCGGAUGGACCGGCUGUAGGGGAGAGGGGAAGAGGGGAAGAGGGGGCGCGUCGCCGAGAGUGAGAGAGCGCAUGCCAAAUCGCAAAUAAAAGGUGUACCAAGUCUCGGCGCCCGCAGAGGCAGGGACCGGCCCACCUCGGGUCCGUCGCACCUGAGAGCCGGGCUCGUUCCACCCUCACAGAACAGCUGCCCACCCCCCCGUCUCCCCCCCUCCCGCCCUCCAGAGGCCACUGGUUUGGGAGAGGACCUCUUUAUCCACAAGCCCCCCUUGCGCCCUUUCCGUUCCUCUCGCCCUCUGCUUGCCACCAAAGUUCGGUCCUUGUUCUCCUUUGCACUAAAUGGUUUCUCCGUGUUUGUUUUUGGGAAGGCAGGGAGUGGGGUGGCAGUAGAGGAGGCUGCUCCCUCUCUUCCUCUCCCCCCCCCCCGCCCCGGUGGCUGGGCAAAGCGCUCUGAAAAGGUAAAUAGAUAGUUCUUAUCCCUCCCCCCCCCCCACCUCUGUCAAAACUACCGAGUCUCCGGUUUCGGUUACAGAAACAGGCACUUCUGCAUGAAGCCGGGAGCUGGGGGGGUGUGCUGGGGGUUGCCCGACAGACACGUGAAGCCCCACCACCCCUGAGUUCAAAAGCUACGUUGUGGAUAUUGCUGCUUUCCUUCUGGGAAAUGGGGUGGGUGGGGUUUCAGUAUAGGAGGUGGUGGGGAGAGUCCAGUGAGCCCUCCAGAAUAAUUUCCUGAGGCAGAUGCUUGGCUUUGAAGGAUGGGGAGGGGUGUAAAUGGUUAGUGAUCUCCUGCCCCCCCCCUUUUCGCUAGCCUUGACUCUCAUCCAAAACUCUAUUGCUGCCUGUUCCCCCGUUUGCCUCCUUGCUCAACAGUUGCAGAAACAUCUCUUUUUGGGGGGCAACACCGUCCGGGGAUUUAGUUGCACGAGCCGCCUAACUCCUCUUUCCGAUUCAAAGGACUUUUUUGGCAGGGGGUGGGGGACAGGUAGAGGAAGAGGAGGGGCAAUUUUAUUUAUGUCGCAUACUUCCGUUACCUAAAGGAAGGAGCUACGGUUUCCUCUUGGUUGAACGCUUGCGGGAUUAUUGCUGUCCAGCGUGCAAGUCUCUCUCCCCUCCCCUUUUUGCAUGGCAAAGGCAGUUCCCGCCCAGUAUUAAAGGAAAAUAUCUCACGUGCAUGAUUUGUUAUUUCUUAGCAGGGAAUAGCGAGGAAAAUCCGGUCAGCCUUGGAGGGGCGCAGAGCCAGACUGAGCCCCCAAAUGGUUGCUGAGGGUGGCAGAAUCAGAGGGGUUCAGUGGGGAAUCGUUUAAGGGGACCCCAAGAUGUACACACACGUCUCCUGCUUGCAAAGUGGACAGAGAUGUUCUCUCCUUCGGCGCCUCGAGGGGAAGGCGCUCUUUGGCGUGGGGCAGCUUUUUGGACUGACUCCAAUGCGUUUGUCACUUUCCGUUGGCAGAAUCUCGUGCCAAGUGCCCCUGGGGUGUUGGUGGGUCUCUGAAACCCAUGUCUGGAGCUCAGAAAUCCUAUCGCAGGCAUGUUUGUGAGUCUGAAUGCUUCAGGCAGGGUCCCCCUGCUCCCCACCCCCCAAACACUUUUCUUUUACGGCAUCCCAUUCUCCAGGUCAGGUCCCUGGUUUUCUGGGCUGCUUGGGAGGAAGUGAACCUCCCAUUUGCCGAAAAUGCUAAUCUGGUAGCCUCCUGUGGCUCCCUUGGCCUGGCUGGGCGAUAUCUUAAGUCAUCUGGGCCUUCCUGGCUGGCGCAGCAGAGCUCACCUCCCCGCCGUCCCCUCUUCUGCUCUGAGUUGGCCGGGCAGCGUUCAGCUUGAGUCCCUGCCUUGUUGUCCCUCAGGUUCUGGGUUUGAGUCCUGCCAUAGCCUUCCCCGAAUGCCUCCCCCCGGCGAGUUACAGCUGGGCCCUGGGCCCCUGCAUGUGCCGCUAGGAAGUCCCGUUCCGAGUACAUGUCUGCUUACACUCCGCCUGUGCCAUCCUUUGUUUUACGACUUUUGCACUAAAACUGUGCUGUCUCCUAGGCGUUCUGUGUGGGCGCUUCGAUGCAGUGCUUUCCCCCCCCAGCCCUUUCGACUCCCAAGAAGUGGCCUCUCCCAUUGUUUUAUAACCCGUAUCAGUAUUUUAGCCUCUAGUACUCGCCAUGGUCUGCCCAUUUCAAGCCUGCUCUGGGUCCCUCUCCCGCACGAGGAGGAAUCCCGUCUGCUAAAAAAACAACAACAGGAGGUGGUCACUCUCCUGCUCCGAACAGUGAGUGCAGGGACCUCGUCCUUUGGCCUCCAGCGAUCCUGUCAGAAUUCAUUGGUCCGACUCUCUGGGAUGCCCUUCCCUCAGAUCUCAACAUGUGCACAGUCCUCUUCAGUCUUGGCCUGCCGUUUGGGGAUGUGGAAUUGGAAGACUCGUUUCCUGGUCUGGUAAACACACGCAGCUCUCGAACCGGACAGUUUUAUAGGGAGAUGUAAAAAUCUCUCCUCCUCCCCUUUUCUAAAUUACACAUGUACAUAGGAGAGCCUGCGUGCGGAUAAACUGUAAGUAGUUUUACAAAAAUGGCCUUAAUAUAUAUAUAUCUAUAUAUAUCUGUAUACACACGUGAAACACAAACACACAAAAAAAACCUUUCUGGAUUUGUUGGAGGGUCACUGAGGAUUAGGGACCAUUUGCACUGUUAAAAUUUCUGGUUUGUGUUUCAUUUGUUGCUGUUGCUGGAAACGGUUGUUAAAGAUGGCAGGAUCGUAGCGCGAGAUAUUUCGAUGUGCUCGAUAUCUCUCUUCCCAGCAGGGGGCAGCGUCAUUCUUAAUUUAUCAUGUUGAGUAGCCAAGCGACGACUUUAGCACAGCGGCAAAUUACUUCCUCCGUUAAUGCACCUUAUAUUCUGCUUCUUUCUCAAUUCUGUGUUUAAGGCCAGGCCCCUGGAGGUUUUGAGAUCCAUGCUCUGUCUGCAUCCGAAGCUUGCUUAAAAUUGCUUAUUUUGAAGGGGGCGGGGCUGUAAGCUCCCCAUAUCCUUUUGGGGGAUUCUACCCACCAUGAUUCUGUUCCAGGGGAGAAUGCUUUGUUGCCGUCGUUGAGCAGAGAGGAAGUCCUGCUUGGUUCAAAAGCGGGAGUGUUGUUCGUUGCUCAGUUCGGGUCAGGUUUAAAAGAGCAGCUCUCUUUUGGUUAGGUGCCUGGCUUGUGUCUGAAUGGGCACAGUGGUGCAUUUGUCUUAAGCCGUUCUUUCUGUACUCUCCUCCCCCCCCCCUUUACCUUCCCAACAACACUGUGAGGUAGGUUAGGCAAAGAGAUGGCAGCUGGCCCAGGGAGUGCCUCUGCUGAGUGGUCAUUUUAUCCAGGGUCUCUGUGGGCCUUAAUCUGACACCAGCCUGGUCCAGUGUUGCUCUGUGUGUGUGUGUGCGUGCGCGCCAGCUAAUAAUACUGUGUAAACGAGACCAGUUUCACCCCUGCAGUGCGGUCUGAGCCCCUGAACUUACAUAAGCAGUGCCCUUUCUCCUUACAAUUUGGCAAGAAAAAGUUCCCAGUGAGGAACGGAGCGCAGAAGUCGACGUCCCUCCAGUUUCCAUCAGGCUCCUCUUGCUCCACAGCACCUCCACUGGAGCAGGCCAUGAGGGGUACUGCGCCUUCUCAUCCCAGGAGCCAGGAGGUGCUUGGGUGCACCCACAGAGGCUACUGGCUGCCAGGCAGUACAGGCUUCCAUAGCUCAGUUGGUAAGAGCAUGAGACUCUGAAUCUCAGGGUUGUGGGUUCGAGACCCAUGUUGGGCGAAAGGUUCCUGCAUUGCAGGGGGGUGGGCUAGAUGACCCCUUGGGGUCCCUUCCAGCUCUACAAGUCUGUGAUUCCUAGCAGGAGCUUUGCUGCCAGCCCAAAAUAUUAGCAAGGCAUGUUAGAGCCUUGCUAGAGCUGAUUGGGGGGUAUGGGGCAAUUAGUCCAAUUCUGCAGAUUUCGAGUAUCUUUGUAAUAAACAAGGCUCUGUUCUGGAAAAAUGCCACAUCACAUUCCUUAAAUCCCCACCCAACAGCUGCCAUUGUUGGUCUUUGAAAAUGGACGUUGGCCCCCAAAAGCCCCCCUUGGCAUCAAGUGCCAAAUGAAUUAAAUGACAUUGAUUACUGUCAUCCUCAUUGUCAGGGCCCUGCUCCAUUUCCAUCCUUGCAAGCCGUGUGGAGAAGCGUUCCUGAGCAUAUGCAGAGUUCUGCUGCCCCCUCCUCCUCUCCUCCUGUAACCCCCACAGCCCGAUGGACCUGGUCCCGGUUUUGGGUGUCGAGAGGCCAGGGUGGGUAUCAGAAGCGAUUGUGGGGAUGGCAGGCUGUCGGAAGAGAGGCCAGGCGCUGGUGUUUUAAAUCCACAAUGCUUUCCGUCAGCUUCGAAAAAUGUCUUGCAAAAACAGGGGAAGUAUCCUGAGCCAGAGUGAAUGACUAUAAAUACAUAUAUAUUGGUGUGUGUGCACGCAUGUGUAUGCAAACUGAGAUGGAAGACUUAAAGUGGCGCAGGGAGCGGGGUACAGAUCCAGCAACUGGGUCAGGCCCAGCCCCCUCUUCCCACAGCGGCCAACCAGACCCCCAGCAAGCAGGGGUCUAAUUGUCCGGAUGUCCUCGGAUACAGGAUGCUGGGCUUGGAGGUGGUCAGACCCAGCUAUGCACAAAUUGGGGGCAGGUAGGAUAAGACAUCCCCCCCCAUCCCUGCCAAAAAAGGCCAAAUUUGGGGGGCGGCCCCUGCCCAUUGCAUGUCCAGGGAAAACUGAAUCCUGUUAUCGCUGUGGCUUUUCUGCAUGUUUGCAGGAGUCUUGCUGGGGGCUCCUUGGAAAUCUAGCUCUGACAGGCAGCAGCAAGAGACCGAACUGUCCCUUUUUUAAAUAGAAAAGAAAAAGGAAAGCUGCUUCUUUCUCUGCCCCCCCCCCCCAAUUUCCAUCCUCCUUUUCCUGCCUCCAUCCUUUCAAGGCAGCCAUCUCCCCCCCCACCCUUUUUUUCUUAGGUAGAAUUCCUCUCCGGAAGAGGAUUACCUACAUACUACACCCAUGGCUUUUGAAAAAAGAAAGAAGGCACUUUGAUUUAUUUUUUUAAAUUAAAAAAAUUCCCUUGUCACUGUGAAAACACCUGUGAAAGAGCAGUUGAAUAUCUGAGUAUGCAUUCUUCUUCUUUUUAGGGGAAAAAAGGGGGAACCCAAACAAAAAGUUAAGUGUUUUUGUGUUGUAACUUUUCUUUUUUAAUGAACCGGUUUAACCUUCCUUUUAUUUCUAAAAGAAAACUUGUGCGGAAUUCCCAUAUUGCAAUAUGUGAAUUGGGGUUGGGUGCGGAGGGUUUAAAUAACCAACACACUACGUUUAUGGAACUUCGGUCGAUAAUCUUUGUGCUUUUCGUUGUAUUUAUUAUUGUUGUUUUUUAAUUUUUUUUAAAAGGGGGGGAACAACUUCCUUCAGGGGAGGGGGAGGAGGGCACGGUGCAUGUGUGUGUAUAUAAAUAUAUAUAUAUAUAUAUAUUUUAAAAAAGUAUAUAUAAAUAAAUGUGAGCUUGGCCAGUUUCUACUGUGUUUAUAAAGGAAAGGCGUGGCUUUUUUGGGGAGGGGAACGCAGUCUGAGGGGGGGGGAGAUGCUUUGAGGCGGCCGCAGCAGCAGCAACAGCUUGGUAUUUUCUGCCUUUGGGGUGUUGGGUUUUGGUUUUCAUCCCCCCUUUUACAUAAGAACCGAAAGCAAAAAAAAUGUAUAAUAGCUGUUGGUAUCUUAGCAUGUGUAUUGAAGCAAAGGCUGUCUUGGCUCAAUGUCCCCGUUCUCCACCUGCAAAUUGGACGAUCUCACGCCCGUGGUUGAGAAUUCAUUGCCUUUUUUUGCUUUUUGCCUGGUUCCCUUCUCUCCUCUCCUACUCCCCCCCCCUCCACCCCAAAGCCUUCUCGGUAUAUCGAUAACAAUGACAAAAUUCCCAGCGUUAAUCGUUCUCCUCCUCCCCACCCAGCCCCAGUUUUCAGGUGUGUCCAAAAACGGUGGAAAAGCCCACCUUUGGGACAGGGGUGGGUGGGAGAUGGGCUCUGAGAUGCCUUCUCUUUCAGCCCCCCCAGACGCAACUUAUAUAUGUUUGGGAAGCUGGGGCAACCCAGUCAGAUGGGCAGGGUUCAAAUAAUAAAAUGAAUAUCGCCAUUAUUAUCAAUUGCCGCCACAUCCAAACGGUGUUCUGUUACUGUAUGGCACGGCUGACCUGAGCCGGACGUGUCUUCUCCUGGCCCAGCCUUCGCCAACCUAGCGCCCCCCCUAAAUGCUGGACGGGGGUGGGCAGGCAGGUUUUUGGAGGCUGGGGCUGGGUGCGCAGUAGAAGCUUCUCUGAAAAAAAGCACCAGCAGAGCUUUGAAACUUAACUGGGCAGAUCAGCAGAGGCCUAAUGCUCUCCCUGACCCCCCCCCUUCCCAAAAAUGAAUGGGUCAAAAUACUUCUCCCCAUAACCCCCUCCACCCCUUUGCAAGUGGGUGUGAUUGGGGGCAGGGAUGUGAAGUUUGGCAUGCCCCCCCGCUUUAAAAAUCCCAUGAACAGCAAGUAGGAUUAAAUUGAAUUCAGUGCAAAUAAACACGACUUGCUGAAAUAAAAGGAGGGAGGGUUUUAGGGUUUGUUUGUUUUUGCCAAAUUGGGUGGGAGGAUUAAGUGGUUUUUUUUGGGGGGGGGUCCUGGUGCUGUUUUAGAUGCAAACCCCCCCCCCCCCCCAGUUCUCGGGAUACCUGUCAAUUCUAGAUUACAGUUCUGUUAGUUUCAUAAGCCUUCAUUUGCAGCUGAUAGUUUUUAGAAAGAUCACAGGGACUAGCUGCAUGGUUGUUGUUUUUUAAAAGAGAAAUGACGGUAUCAGGAAUCCCUACUAAAAGCCAUUAUCCUUGGAGUGGGGAAAUUCACAAUCCUCUUGAGGCGGCACCUGUGUUUCACUUCGGGAAACCCUAACCGACCAUUGCAUAGAAAUCAGCCCUUUUGCAGAAGCCGCUCAAAAUUCUCUGUGCCAGGAGACGGAACGGCUUAAUCCUUACUCAAGAUCAUUGAUUUGGAGAACACUUAGCUAAGGCACGGCUUGCAAAUGCAACCGCAUCUCUUUGGCUGCCCUGCCAUACGCAACAGAAACACCAGGAUUAAUUCCGCAAGCUUUUGCAGGUUGCGUCCGCGGUCGGCCAUACUCUGAGUAGUCCUAUUGAAACAGAUGGAUGUGGCCAAACUGGUCUGGUGGAUCUACUCUGAGCAGAACUUAAUUGGGCUGCAACCCUAACAUCACUUUCUUUUUUGGGGGGGGGGAUAAGACCAUGCCUAAACGUUAUUUCCCCCUUCGAUCCUAAAUAGUUCCUAACUCUAUAUGGGCAUGAGCAGUUGCACAUUAAACGUAAUUAUCCAUAUUAUAAUAACCAUAUUGCUAGAGACAUCCAGAACAUUAACGCAACUUAGCAAGUAAACAAAAUGUGCUUAGUUCUAGCUGUUAGUCGGGUGGUAGCUUUUCAAUACAUGGCUUUCUUUUGGGGACAGGGAGGAAAUUAAUUUUUUCUCUCCUCCCACCCCCCCAUUUCUUUUGGGGCACCUGAAAGUGUAAAAGAACACCAGGGGGAAUGUGGGUUUUCUCUGAAUAAGGUAGAUUCAGCUGUGUUUGGCAGUUUCCCUUACAGACAGGCAGCUAAAAAACAGUAACACAAAAAUCAUAUUUUGGGGUGGUGGGGGAGGCGGAUUAAAAGGGUGGGAUGGGAGCAGUCUUUCGUUUUCUGUAUUUUUGGACCGUGUAACAUCCUGUUCUUUAUAGUUUUUUUUUUAAAAACAAAAACAUGAGGACUAGUGGAAUGACUUUACUGAUAUAUGCAAAUCCUACCAUUGAGUUACAGGUUUUCUUGGGGGGUGGGGAGGGGGGGUACCUGGGGGCAGCAGCAGCAGCACAGGAACUCUGGAGCAUAGAAGCUUAAUUUAUUGUGGCUUUUUUCUUGGCAAAAAAAAAAAAGGAACCCUGAAGGUGGCUUUGUAAGCGUGUGUGUUUUUUUCUUCUUUUUGCAAACUUAAGAACAUGACAAUGAUGUGAAAAAGCGGCAAAACUCUGUGUACAUUCUUUUUGAUCUCUCUUUUUUUGGUUCGAUCGUUUCCUUUUUUUCUUUCUUUUCUCUGUGAAGGCUUUUUUUGUCUUUGUAACUUUGCAUUAUUUGUAAAUGAAAUGUAAUAAAGUUCAGCUGUUUUUCUCUC
Molecule: messenger RNA, 10079 nt
Organism: Podarcis muralis (Common wall lizard)
Lineage: Eukaryota; Metazoa; Chordata; Lepidosauria; Squamata; Lacertidae
Gene: CRTC1
Product: CREB regulated transcription coactivator 1
Biological process (GO): positive regulation of transcription by RNA polymerase II; protein homotetramerization
Cellular component (GO): nucleus; cytoplasm
Molecular function (GO): cAMP response element binding protein binding
Source: RefSeq, a predicted model, not a curated record